Messenger RNA from Dendrobium catenatum, 1708 nucleotides. Its product is annotated as FHA domain-containing protein DDL. The coding region runs from base 403 to 1530 and encodes 375 amino acids. Gene Ontology annotation, cellular component: nucleus. The record is from RefSeq and is a predicted model, not a curated record. Gene Ontology annotation, molecular function: mRNA binding; protein binding. The transcript has 11 exons. NCBI's taxonomy places the organism in Eukaryota, Viridiplantae, Streptophyta, Magnoliopsida, Asparagales, Orchidaceae.
UAUCAUUGCAGCCCAACUCACGAGUUGGCUUGACUCACGCAGUUUUUUUUCGCUAAUCUCCGGUUCUCCUCCAACCCCUCGCUUCGACAUCUUCACCAAGUUUUACCUAUCUGAUCUCAUCUCAGCGAAGUCCUCCAUAGCAAGCUCUUGAUAUAGUGUUCAUGCGUUUUCACCGGGCUUUGAUCGGGUUUUCUUUUGCUGCGGGAGGUCUGGAGGAAAAUGAUGCACUGGCUCAGAGUUCAGUAGCCACUUCGUGGUUUCAAGGAUCGGCUUUCUUUAUCCAUUCCCGUUCAAAAGUUUGGUCAUCCUGAAAGGGUUGUCUGUUUGGCUCAAGAAUGUAGUAUUUCCUGCUGAUGUUGCCUAUUGCUUAUUAAUGAACGAAGAUUGGACCCUCUGCUAAAAAUGUCCCCUGCUGUGGAGCGCAGAGAGUACUCCAGGCAGCAUUCACCAGACAGGUCAGAUUCAGUGGUCAGAAGACGUCAUUCCCCUCACAGAGGAAGCUCUCCAAGGGGUGAGCGGUUUCCUCCUCCGGGAACUAGUUCUCCAUAUAGAAACAAUUAUUCAAAGAGGGGGAGAUCGCCCGUGAAAGAAAAGCUACCUGAUCGCGUUAGGUCACCAAAACAAACCAGGCAAAAGUCUCAUUCAAGUUCGCCUUCUCCUCGCACGAAAAGGCUAAGAAGAGUUCAAGCCGACAGGGAGACCCAAAAGUUGGCGGAAAGAGAGCAUGGUAAAAACUCUAGCAGGGAAGAACAAGACAAGGGGAGACACCGAGAACGUGGGGAGGGCAGGGAUGGUCCAAGUGAGAGAAGGUCUGGGCAAGAAAGCCACGAUGAUGGAUCUUCUAGAUCUUCAAGGCGCGAUGGUGCUGUCUUUACCGAGCGUAGCCACAGUAGAAGACAUAGUUCACGCUCCCCUCUCAGGGCGUCAAAGGCUGCUGCUCGUGAUGAGGUAUCAAUGUCUAGAGAAAUCGAGCAAUAUGGAAAUGAUGAUUUUGACACUCUUUCCAAGAUGAAGGCUACUGAGGAUGUGUUGGAAGCAAAAGAUAAGGAUAAGCAAAAACCAUCUUUCGAGCUUUCUGGGAAGCUUGCUGAGGAAACUAAUCGAGUACGAGGGAUAACUCUACUGUUCAAUGAACCACCAGAUGCUUGCAAGCCAGAUAUAAGAUGGCGAUUAUAUGUUUUCAAGGCCGGUGAAGUGCUUAAUGAGCCUUUAUAUGUGCACCGUCAAAGUUGUUACCUUUUUGGGAGAGAAAGGAGGGUUGCAGACAUCCCUACUGACCAUCCUUCUUGCAGCAAACAGCAUGCUGUUCUUCAAUACAGAAGCGUAGACAAAGAGCAAGCGGAUGGGUUAAUGUCAAAGCAAGUAAGGCCUUAUCUCAUGGAUCUUGGAAGCACUAACGCCGGGAGUAUGUUAUGCUUCACGAGAACUCAGCUGGCUGAAUGGCAUCGAGACCAUGCGCCUGCGGCCAUUCACGUUGGUUUUAUUUACUCAAGCCUUUGCUCUCCUUUUCUUGAAUUUUCUGUUCUGUGAUGAUGACUUUGGAUGAUUGGAAUUCCUUGUUGAUUCGUUUCAAUUAUUAUCAGCAUUUCUGUAGCAUAUUUUGUUUGAGAUCCUCAGGACUCACAAUUUAUUAGCCAAAUGAUGUUUGUGAGAGAAUAUGUCAUCGUUCUGCUCCAGUUUUUAUCAAAGCUUCCAUUGUGUUUGGAAA